Molecule: messenger RNA, 3813 nt
Organism: Lates calcarifer (barramundi perch)
Lineage: Eukaryota; Metazoa; Chordata; Actinopteri; Centropomidae
Gene: dll4
Product: delta-like 4 (Drosophila)
Exons: 11
Coding region: 460-2532 (690 amino acids)
Biological process (GO): cell communication; Notch signaling pathway; multicellular organism development
Cellular component (GO): protein-containing complex; plasma membrane
Molecular function (GO): calcium ion binding
Source: RefSeq, a predicted model, not a curated record
CUAGUAAUAAGACGAGUGAUGAACAUCCGUGGCGCACUGACGCACCAAGUUCAGCUACCAAAACAAGCCCUGAGCUGCGCGCACACACACACACAUCCACACACACCACACACACACACAAGCGGAGUGACCAUUUGUGGAGUACAGUACCAGUGCAAGGAGAGGACGCCUGCUGACAGACAGACAGAAGCGCGGCUGUGGAUAUUAGUCUUCCCCUCACCUUUGGAUAACUUGGAGAUUGGAAGCGCUUUCUCUGGACGCUUUUGACGCACGGCAACAAGGAGCUACGGGAGAACUCCCUGGGAGUGAAGAAGGAUUUAUAUUUGCUUUAGUGCUUCUUCUUCUGUUUUUUAUUUUUUAUUUUUUUACAUUUCUUUACCGCGGUGUAAAUACUUUGGAAUAGGGAGGUUUUGCUGCUUUAUUGGCUGGUGACGCGGCUGCCCUGGAGAAGCGAGAAGGAUGGCAGCCUGGUUCACCUUUACCAUCGCGUUCAGCACCACGUUGAUAUCACAGGUGUUCGGAUCCGGCGUUUUUGAGCUCGAUCUCCACGAAUUUAAAAACCACAAAGGAUUGCUGGCAAACGGGAACGCGUGCAAGCCCAGCUGCAGGACUUAUUUUAGAAUUUGCUUGAAGAACUAUCAGGCUGUGGUCUCGCCAGGUGACUGCAUCUUUGGAAGUACAAUGACACCAGUGCUGGGGACAAACUCUUUCAGCGCCAAGGACAGUGGCACUUUACCUAGACCGAUUCAGAUACCGUUCAACUUCGGAUGGCCGGGGUCAUUUUCAUUAAUAAUUGAAGCCUGGCAUUCACCUUAUGGAAAUCUACCUGUAGAUGCCAACAACCCAGACUUUUUGAUUAGCCUUUUUGCCAUCCAAAGACAGCUGGGUGUAGGGACUGACUGGUCUCAGGAUACGCAGGCUGGAAAGCAGACAGAGCUGAGGUAUUCGUACCGGUUCAUCUGCAACGAAAGUUACUACGGAGAAAGCUGUUCCAAAAAAUGCACGCCCAGGGACGACCGAUUUGGCCACUACACCUGUGCCCGAGAUGGGCAGUUAUCCUGUCUGCCUGGCUGGAAGGGGAAAUACUGCGAAGAACCUAUCUGUCUGGAGGGCUGCAGCGAGAGGAAUGGAAACUGCUCCAGGCCUGGCGAGUGUGUAUGCAGAGACGGCUGGCAGGGCACGUUCUGCGACGAGUGUAAGAAGUACCCGGCCUGUAAGCACGGUACCUGCCAGCUGCCAUGGCAGUGUAACUGUCAGGAGGGCUGGGGAGGCCUAUUAUGUGACCAAGACCUUAACUUCUGCACCCAUCACCAUCCUUGUGUGAAUGGCGCCACCUGUAUGAACACUGGCCAGGGAAGCUAUACAUGUACUUGCCUGCCAGGUUUCACAGGGGUCAACUGUGAGCUGGAGAUGCAGGAGUGUGACAGCAACCCCUGCAGGAACGGAGGGAUAUGCACAAAUCUGGAAAGCGGCUACAGGUGCACGUGCCCCCAGGGCUUCGAGGGCUCCCACUGUGAACACAGCCUGCUGACGUGCGCCGACUCCCCCUGCUUCCACGGUGGCAAAUGCCGGGAGAAGGACAAUGGUCGCAGCUACGAGUGCGAGUGUCCCCGUGGCUACACAGGACUCAACUGCGAGAAGAGAGUGGACAAGUGCACGUCGCUUCCCUGCGCUAAUGGUGGUCUGUGUCUGAUCCACGGUGGGAUGCGUGUGUGCAGCUGCCGUGCAGGAUUUACUGGCCAGCGUUGCGAAAUUAACAUCAACGAGUGUGCCGGUAACCCCUGCCUCAACGGAGGCAGCUGCCAAGACCGAAUCAACGACUACACCUGCAUCUGUCCGGCAGGUUACGGUGGACGAAACUGCGACAGAAUCCUGGACGAGUGCUCCCUUCGCCCUUGCCAAAAUGGGGGUAAUUGCACCGGGGGCGGCGGGCCUGGCAAGCCUCCUGCCACCUGCAUCUGCCCCUCCAGCUUCACCGGGCCUCGCUGCGAAUCCUUCUCCGCCGUCACCACUCCAGUGGCCACCCGAGAGAUUCAAGACGGCUUCCAAUGGGCGGCGGUCUCUCUAGCCGUGGGGAUGAUGGCGCUGCUCGUGCUCUUGUGCAUGGUGGGCCUGGCUCUGAGGCACAUCCACAGACAGGCCCAGAGGGAGAGGGGAGACACAGAGACUAUGAACAACCUGUCUAACUUUCAGAGGGAUAACCUGAUCCCAGCGUCCCAGCUGAAAAACACCAACCAGAAGAUCGGCCUGGAGGUGGACUGUGAUUCAGAGAAAUCGAACUUUAUCCAUAAAAACUAUUACUUGGACUCUUACAACUCUAAAUCGAAGGAGUUCAAGGAUGAAAAGUCACAAGAGGAUAAAAGUCUUAUUUAUGACAAGUGUUUAGAAGAUAAAAUGCCCUUGAGUAGAAUGUACAGUGAAAAGCCAGAGUGUAGGAUAUCAACAAUAUGUUCCUCCAGAGACUCCAUGUACCAGUCGGUAUUUGUUAUAGCGGAGGAAAGGAGGGAAUGCGUCAUAGCAACCGAGGUAUAAACUGUGAGGGGUCUGUAAGCGAUGGGGAACAAGGAAAAAGACACAAUCGAGGCAGAAUAUAAUAUUCUGGAUUGUUUACAAAUGCCGAGAAGAGACUGGAGAUUGUUUUAGAUGUCCACUGCUGCUCUGGAACACUUGAGAACUAGGAGAGGGGCAGAACCUCUGCUCUGCAAAAAAGAAAAAAAAAUGGGGGGAAAAAAGAAAAAUAGAACAGAACUGAGAAACUUUAUGUUGACCGAGUGUUUGUAUGCAAAACAUGUACAGUGAAGGACCUCUCUUAGUUGUGACAAUGGUUGAAACGGACUGGCGGAAAGUCUGACAACACAAGGUGUGAAGACUGACAGAGCAUCGGUAAAAUAUUAAUUUAUAAUCUCAGCCAUCCUGGACAGUGGAAGGAGGCGCAGGUGGAUCAUUUGCCCCUCGUACCUGACCCGGCCUUUGUGUGAUAAUCAUGAUGACUUUGACAGCCAACCAAUCAGUUUAAAAAAGGUGCUUAAGAUGUGACCCCCCCCCCCCACACACACACACACACACACCCACCCCACCCCACCUAACUCUUAACCCCCAACACACACACACACACACACACACACACACACACUCACACUCACUCCUGCCACCUUUGCCUGCUAUGCAAGACUCAGGGUUGAGACGAGUGAACUCCCCCACCGUCUUUCGAAAUCCCAACCUCACAAACACUGAGAGGUUAUGAAUGUCUGAAACUAAUCUUCAACUGUCAAUCAAUGGUGAAAAUGACUGGUUGGACUUUUCCAUGCAAUGGUGAAGAUUGUUUGCAGCCCAAAUUCACUAGAAGCCUUAAAAAAAAAGAGGGGGUUUGAAUGCUAAAUUUGUGCCCUUGUCUGUUCUUGGAUCAUUUGCACUACAGGAAACAAAAAAAGAGGACAAAAAAAAAAACAGCGGGGGAAAACUACUUUUUAAUCAACAGCGAUUUGAAGAGAAAGCCACAGGAGCGCAAUAGUCAGUGCUGUGCCAGCGAGAUCCAAGAGAAGGGAAAAGUCUGCAUAGAAAAGUGUUUUUUUUUAUGCAACCCAACUGAGGACAACAAAGAGAAAAGACUGUCACGCCACUGCCUGCCUAUAAUAAAUUUCAAAAAUACAGAACCAAUAAUGUAAUUUUUUAAAAUGAUUAUUUCCAGAGUUUAAUUUAAAUAGAACACACUGCUCUUUAUAUGUUUUAUAAUAUUAUUUUGUAUAUAAUGCAUAUUUAUAAGGACCAAACUUCUGAAAAAUAAAACUUCCUUGGAACCUGUUUUUAAUUUGA